This is a messenger RNA of Cuscuta epithymum, 1144 nucleotides long. The record is from the annotation of a GenBank genome assembly. NCBI's taxonomy places the organism in Eukaryota, Viridiplantae, Streptophyta, Magnoliopsida, Solanales, Convolvulaceae.
UCAACAUCAACAACAGACAGCAGCCUCAAUUCUUAAUGUCAUACACAAUAGACAUUAAAUCGCCCAUGUAGGUGUACAGAAAGAAAAAUAAUGGUGUAUUGGUGUUUUCUCUGCACCAGUUUGAAAUUUUAUACAAGAAAUGGAGAAGUCAUAAAGAUUGGUGAAAUGGUACGUGUUGAGAAGUUUCAAUUUCCAAAAUAAAAGGGUGAAACUGGAAGAAGAUUAGAAAAUGGUUUGCUCCCUUAAUUCUCGACCCGCCAUUCAAUCCCUGAUCACCUUCUCAAAGAAAUCUUCCAAAGUGAUGCCAUUUCCAUAACUUGGAGUCCCCUUUCUCAGGAUCCCAAACCAAUAUACUCUCGGCCGCGUAGAACCUUCCAAUCUUUCCAAACUCAGAUGCAUCUUCCAGCGAACAAGUCAAGAAGCCAGAUUGCAAAGUCCAUGAUUUGGAUUGGUACCUUUACAAAUUUGUGUUUCUUCCUUGAUAACCUGAACAACAUUUCCCCUUGCUCCAAUGGUGUCAAUGCCUUCCCAGGACCACCAACAGGAGCAGCUCAUUCAUUCAACAGAACCACACCAAUUCAUUCCCAGUAUAUACAGUAUCCGUAGAUCGAAGGAUGUAGUCUAUCUUCUAUCAUUUUCCCUGUUUAUGCAGAUAAGGCAUAAUGUAUAAAAAAAAUAGAAGUUGGAUGUAUGAUAAAGAUGCGGUAUUGUACGGAAUGCAAUCAAAUUUUCUCGAGGGAGUCGGAGAAUUUAUUGAAUUUGCACUUGAACAUCCGGCUUAUAUGAGUGGUGAUAAAAUAAGAUGUCCAUGUUCAAAGUGUAAAAAUCUCAAAUUUAAAGACCCACACGAAGUUGGGUAUGAUUUGUACGCGGUCGGUUUUGUUCCCAAUUAUUAUAAUUGGACUUCUCACGGUGAACCUUUGGAUCCAUCUGUUAUACCACAAACGGUAGGUUCGUCUCGUUACGUCCCUCCAGAGAUGAGUGCGUGGGGAGACCGUGCUGAAAUGAGGUGGGACCAACAAAUGGUAUAUGACGCAUACGGUGUACCGUCUCAAUUCAACCCCCCACAACCACCUAACGACCCCCCUGAAGCCUCAACCUCGUAUCAACCAGAUGCGGAUGAAAAUCCGACAUUUUAUCAACC